AUGGAUCUCUCUGUGUUGCCAAAUAACGACCAUCCUGACAAAUUCCUGCAGCUUGACGUGAAGUCUUUAAUGAGCUCAGCCCUCCUUCAGGCCAGCCCUGCGCGGUCUCCGGGCGGAAAUUAUCCUGCUGCACAACACUGGCAGAACCUCAUCUACUCACAGAGAGAAAAGAAGAACAUUGCUGCUCGACAAAUUAGAGGAUCCAGUACAGAGCGCCUUGUCACCACUGAAAGCCCCCCACCAUCCAUGUCAUCGGUCAUGAAGAAUAACCCACUAUAUGGUGACGUGAGUUUGGAGGAAGCUAUGGAAGAGAGAAAAAAGAACCCUUCGUGGACCAUCGAGGACUAUGACAAACAUUCCUUGCACACAAACCUCUCUGGACAUCUAAAGGAAAAUCCUAAUGACCUACGGUUUUGGUUGGGAGACAUGUACACGCCGGGUUUUGACACGUUAUUGAAAAAGGAAAAGAAACAAGAGAAGCAAUCAAAAUUAUGUCGUAUGGGUCUGAUCUUACUUGUCCUUACCGCCAUCUUGGUUACCAUAGUGACUAUUAGCACUCUUUUCACCUAA
Messenger RNA from Propithecus coquereli (Coquerel's sifaka), 570 nucleotides. It is a transcript of the gene MINAR2, whose product is annotated as KIAA1024-like ortholog. NCBI's taxonomy places the organism in Eukaryota, Metazoa, Chordata, Mammalia, Primates, Indriidae. The record is from RefSeq and is a predicted model, not a curated record. Bases 1 to 570 code for a protein of 189 amino acids. The transcript has 3 exons.